AAACAUGGCUGCGCCCAUGACCAACAAUGAAAUAAUUUACGUUCUUGAUGUUUUACGAAACUAAUAAGAUGUCCACAGAAAAGUUUCCAGUCAAAAUAACAAAUUUUCAAAAUGAUUUCUUAAUAUGGUCUGCCUCAGAUUCACGUGUAGUGAGGGAAGAGUUCCGCAUUGUUGGGACCCUAACAGGGUGUUUGCCGCGGGCUCCACAUCAAAACACACACCUUGGUCUGCCUCUGCAACUUUGUAAGGAAGAGGUCAGACUUCUCAUUGAUAAAGGAUUUGCUGAGCUAGUGGAGACUGUAUACGAAGAUGUUAAUGACACAACUAGAAAUGAGUUCAAACAGAGAGAGCAGGAGAGUUAUGAAAGACAGAUUGAUUUGUUUAAAGAGGACAGAAAGGUCGAGCUAAAGCGAUGUCUGCCCAAGAUUAUUGAGGGGAAAAAAGCAAAAAGAAAUAAACUUCUGGAUGAAAGAAAGAAGAAAGGUGAAGACAUACCAGACAGUGAGUAUGAGGCAGAGAUUCAACUAUGUGUCGAGGAUAUCGCCAUUCCCGAUAUAGAGAAGAGACACAUGAUGGUGCAGACACCCCUUGAAUGUGCUACGAAAAAGACCACCUACAAACCUGUGGACUGGGACUUUCCCCACACCGACAGCGAGAAACUCCGCUAUGCCGUAUUCAGGGAUCUUUGGGAGAGAGGACAUUUCAUAACAUCAGGACUGAAGUUUGGAGGGGACUUCCUCUCAUACCCAGGUGACCCCUCUCGGUUCCACUCAUUCUUCAUAGUUGUAUGCAGGCCGUACAGGGAACCAUUAUGUGCAGGGGAUAUUGUAACAAUGGGAAGGCUGGGAACCAGUGUUAAGAAAACUGUGGUGCUUUGUUCACUGGAUGAUGCAGGAAAAAUCUGCUAUACCUCAUUACAAUGGACUGGCAUAAGCUGAACAUGCCUGUAUUGCAAACUUUUAUAUGUUAAAAUUUGGUUUGUGUUCUGUUAGGCUUUUGAAAAUCUCUAUCCUGUGGCAAAGAUUUUCCAAAAAAUAAUAUUUGCAUGUUUACUGAAUCUGGGGUGAACAUGCUUGUAAAAAAGUUCAAGCCCACAAAUGUCAAACUUAAUUGUUCUGCUUUUUUUGCUCUGAUUCAAAGACCGGACAUAUUUAUUAUAUAUGUAUCUAAACAGUGGACUGGCAAUAAUAUAAUGAUGCUUAUUAAGAAUAACGAUUGUCAGUUUAAAAAAAAAAUCAGCAAUUUGCACGUCAAUAUUUUACAUGAUUGUCUUGAAAUUAAAACUCGAGCUGAGUCACAGUGGUAUAGGUGUAGGGUUUUUGACAGGCUUUCAAAAGGAAAGGGUGCUGCAGAAAAAGGACAGGGUCCCAAAGGAGAACAGGGCAUAUAGUGUCUGGCAGCAAAGAAUUUGAACAUAUGAUUCUGCCAAAAUCAGUAAGAAUUGUGCUUCAUUGAAGUAAUAAUGAGUUUCAAUUGCCAAAUAUGUCAGGUUUGUAUGAAUUUAUAUUAGUAUUUUAAGUUUUAAUCAAACCGAAAGAAUUUUUUGAUUAUCUUGAGCAUUCUUUGAAGGCAGGAGGGUGCCCAUGCAAGAUAAGAAGAGACUGAGAAAUUGGGGCUAGGCAUUGAGUGUGAAGAAACUGUUAUGCCGUGUUCUCUAGAUGAUGGGUUAGCUGAUCAUAUCAUAUUUUUACAAAGAUAUGAACUAUUUGGCAAACUACAAUGUAUAUGAGUUAUGUGCAUGUAUGUUAUAAAUGUAAUUAUGUACAGUUUAUUGACAUUUUUGCGAUAGUUUUUCUUACUGCAAUAAAAUACAAUU
This is a messenger RNA of Mya arenaria, 1816 nucleotides long. Its product is annotated as tRNA-splicing endonuclease subunit Sen34-like. Gene Ontology annotation, cellular component: tRNA-intron endonuclease complex. NCBI's taxonomy places the organism in Eukaryota, Metazoa, Mollusca, Bivalvia, Myida, Myidae. Gene Ontology annotation, biological process: tRNA-type intron splice site recognition and cleavage; tRNA splicing, via endonucleolytic cleavage and ligation. The record is from RefSeq and is a predicted model, not a curated record. The coding region runs from base 48 to 938 and encodes 296 amino acids. Gene Ontology annotation, molecular function: tRNA-intron lyase activity; nucleic acid binding. The transcript has 7 exons.